AUGCUAUCAGCGUCCGACAGUCCAGGUGAAUGUAGGCUUCCUCCAGAACUGCUGGACGUCGUUAUAGAUCACCUGCAUGAUGAUCCUACCACCCUCCGCUCUCUUGCAAUGACAUCGACCCAAUGCCUUCAUUCGAGCCGAGUCCACCUUUUCUAUCAGAUUCAAUUGAUGCAUCAUCCAAGCGCGGAAUACCACCAAACCCCUUCACGUGUCUUGGACAAGUACUACCGUCUCAACAAGAUUUUAGACACAUCACCUCGCUUGCGUGGGUACAUCCGCCACUUGAUCAUCCAUCGCGCAGAAUAUUCGCAUUGGGUCUGGUACCACAUAGAGCCCGUAGUCGUCCAGAUCCUGGGUAAACUCAACAAUGUGUCCAUUCUCUCUCUCCGGCGCGUCGACUUUGCGUGGUUAUCUCAAUUUGUCCGUUCUCCGCUACGUUCAAUGACGUUGGGGACGGUUGUGCGGCUUGAGCUUCAUUCGUGCCAAUUUCAUAAUUUUGACGAAUUUUUUCAUCUCAUUGCGGGCUCUAACAUUAAGCAACUGAAAGUGAAGGAGGUAUCUUGGGGGGCUCGGUGGAUAUCCAGCCUCCCAUUCCGGGCUCAUACAACUAUCCUUGAGUCUCUUCACAUUGGAGAUGACUGCUUGGAUGUUUUUACGCCAACUCUCUUGGCAAGCGACUCGCCACUUAGCCUUCAAAGGCUCUCUAAACUUUCCAUCUCGCCGAUGGGAACUUACCAAACUGCGGCGAAAGUCAUUGAACACUCGAGGCUUACUUUGGAAGAAUUGGAGGUGGCCGUUACUGGGAGUCGUGGCAACAACCUUCCCCUGCAUAUCCUGAGGCCUUCCGACAUGAUUUGCCUUCGCCAGCUCAAACUCACGCACGUACGCCAAUCCGAAGGAUACAGCCCCAUACGAUGCAUAAUGAGUUUGCUCUCUCAGAUCCAUCAUUGUGAUGGACUUGAGGCAGUUAGCUUCAUGGUCAUCGUUGAAGCUCCCAUUGCAAAGAUGGAUUGGAGCAAGUGGAGAGUCGUCGACGAGGUGUUGGCGGGGUUGUUUGAUGCGCGACGUUCUUUGAAAUCGGUACACAUUGCGAUGUCUGGGGACGCCAGUGACGCUGACGUUUGGGGGCUGUUUGACAAGUUGCCUGAAUUGCAUCGCCGCAGGCUGCUGUGGAUGACAUUGAACAAUACGGGGGUUUAG
This is a messenger RNA of Laccaria bicolor S238N-H82, 1200 nucleotides long. RefSeq lists its product as uncharacterized. Lineage: Eukaryota; Fungi; Basidiomycota; Agaricomycetes; Agaricales; Hydnangiaceae. The transcript has 2 exons. The record is from RefSeq and is a predicted model, not a curated record. The coding region runs from base 1 to 1200 and encodes 399 amino acids.